UUCCCCACCAUCCUCAUCGCAUCAUCUCCCAGUCUCGCCCAUUUCCUUCCCCACUCCUCCGCUAACCCAUCUCUCCCACUCCAACUCCUCGCCGGCGGCCUCGGAGGCGGCGGCUCCGCCACCACAACCACCGUCACCAUGUCUGCCAAGGGGGACGACUGCGGCAAGCACGAGUGGUGCAAGUGUCACAAGACCGAGUGGUGCAAGUAUUGCAAGCCCUGCCGCCCCAUCGUCGCCUGGAUCUUGGCCUUCAUCAUACUGAUCCUCUUCAUCAUCCUCGUCAUCUGGCUGGUCCUCCGCCCCACGAAGCCCAAAUUCUACCUCCAGGACGCCUCCGUGUACGUCUUCAACGUCUCCGACCCGGACAACCUGGUCUCCUCCACCCUUCAGGUGACCAUCUCCACCCGCAACCCCAACGACCGCAUCGGCAUCUACUACGACCGCGCGGACGUGUUCGCCUCCUACAAGUACCAGCAGAUCACCCUGGCGACGGCGGUGCCGCCCUUCUACCAGGGCCACAAGGACAUCGACGUGUGGUCCCCCUACCUCUACGGCUUGAACAUCCCGGUGGCGCCGUUCCUGGCGCAGUCUCUCCUCCAGGACAAGUCCUCGGGGUUCCUCCUCCUCCACGUCAAGGUCGACGGCCGGAUCCGGUGGAAGGUGGGAUCCUGGACCUCCGGCCACUACCACCUCUUCGUCACCUGCCCGGCUUUCCUUUCUUUCGAGACCGGGCAGGGAAUCGACGACCCCACGGCCAUCAAAUUCCAGCAGAUCUCCACCUGCAGCGUCGACGUCUGAUACGAUCCAUCCAUCUUCGCAUGAUUUCUGAGUCCUUUUUUCUUUUUUUGUCUUUUUCCCCACUGUAACUGAAAGGGGAGGAAAACAAGGGGUUUAAUUUUACGUUUAAGGGUACAGUUCGUUGGGGGGGUAAUAACGACGGCAUGUGGAAAGAUACUCGGCUGCGUGUAUAUUAUCAGUUGAAGACUACGAUGGGGAAUAAUAAAGGGGUCAGACUUAGAGGGUAAGAUUUCUGUAACGUGUAAUAGCAUAGUUAAUUGUGAAUAAAGUAAUUGUGGGCUUUGCUACGUUGGAAA
This is a messenger RNA of Elaeis guineensis (African oil palm), 1094 nucleotides long. RefSeq names its product NDR1/HIN1-like protein 1. Lineage: Eukaryota; Viridiplantae; Streptophyta; Magnoliopsida; Arecales; Arecaceae. Gene Ontology annotation, biological process: defense response to other organism. The record is from RefSeq and is a predicted model, not a curated record. Gene Ontology annotation, cellular component: plasma membrane; plasmodesma.